This is a messenger RNA of Argentina anserina (silverweed cinquefoil), 2976 nucleotides long. Its product is annotated as G-type lectin S-receptor-like serine/threonine-protein kinase At5g35370. The coding region runs from base 177 to 2771 and encodes 864 amino acids. Gene Ontology annotation, biological process: protein phosphorylation. The record is from RefSeq and is a predicted model, not a curated record. Gene Ontology annotation, molecular function: ATP binding; protein serine/threonine kinase activity. Lineage: Eukaryota; Viridiplantae; Streptophyta; Magnoliopsida; Rosales; Rosaceae. The transcript has a single exon.
GCAUAGAGAGAAAGAGAGAGGGGAGAUAGUCAACGGUUAUGUAAAUCCCAGAAGCAGAAUUGGUGUAAUGAAAUGUAGAUAGUAACAUCAUAUAGCAUUUUUGGCUUCAAACGCACACCCCUUGUUCCUUAGACCCUUUGCUUGUUUCUGUUCUUCCUUCCCUUCCAAGCCACUGCAUGGGAUCCUCUAUGUUCUUCCCUCCUGUUUUCUUCUUACUCUUUGUUGCUGUCUCUGGUGAUUCUUUCACCGAGUUUGUGUACACGCCUUUCUCUGCCUCACACUUUGAAUUCAUCGACAGCGGCGGCACCUUCUUGUCUUCUCGAAAUGGGACAUUCAGGGCUGCUAUGUAUAAUCCCGGCGCUCAGUCCAGCUUUCACUUGAGCGUCAUCCAUGUGGCAUCCAAUACUGUCAUCUGGUCUGCCAAUCGAGAUGCUGCUAUCUCAAGUUCUGGUGAGAUGAAUCUCACGGUUAAAGGACUUGGCAUUUCAGAUGAUGAUGGCAAUUCUGUCUGGUCAACUCCACCAUUGAAGUCAUCGGUGUAUGCGCUAUUGCUGAAUGAAGUAGGCAAUCUAAUCCUUCUUGAUCAAUACAAUGGCUCUCUUUGGGAAAGUUUUAGCUUCCCAACAGACACGAUUGUUAUUGGACAAAGGUUACCAGUCGGGUCAUUUCUGGCCAGUUCCACUAGCUCUUCGAACUUUUCAACCGGUGAUUACAAGCUUGUACUAAGUUCUUCUGAUGCGGUGCUUCAAUGGCGUGGUCAGACAUAUUGGAAGUUGUCAAUGGAAACACGAGCUUAUAAAAACUCAGAUUACAUAGCAGAGUAUAUGGCUCUCAACAGAACAGGUCUUCAGCUUCUUGGUCGUAAUGGAUCAGUGACCGUGAUUCAGGUGCUCUUGACAACUUCCGACUUCCAAAUCGCUCAGUUGGAUCCCUCGGGAAAGUUUAUAGUCAAAAGCUUUUCUGAUUCAAAGUGGAACCAGGAAUUUUCGGGUCCAGCUGAUGGUUGUAGAAUUCCAUUCUUUUGUGGCAGAAUUGGUUUAUGCUCAGGCUCUGCAUUCACCAACCCUACAUGUUCAUCAUGUCCAUCAAGUUUCCAUGUAACUUCCCAAGACAAUGGUGGUUGCUUGCCAAAUAGUCCUUAUUCCUGGCCAUUAUCCUGUAACUCAACCGGUAGCGACAGUCAGCUCAAUUUAUCAGCCGUUUCAUACAUCAAGCUUGGCAAUGGUAUGAAUUACUUUUCCAUCCUCUUUUACGAGCCAGUAAAAUACGGUGUUGAUCUGUCCACCUGUCAAAAUCUCUGCUCUGGCAACUGUUCUUGCUUGGGAAUUUUUCAUCAAAAUUCAUCUGGUUCCUGCUAUAUGCUUGAAGAUGAGUUGGGGUCCAUUAUUUCAGAUAGUAAUGCUGGUGUAAGUGAUCCAUUGGGUUACAUCAAAGUCCUUGUUGGGUCUACCCCAACAGUUGCCAGUUCUGGAAAAAGAAAGUUUCCUGUAGCUGCUCUGGUGCUUUUGCCAUUUACUGGAUUUGCUCUGUUGGCAGCUCUAGGUUUUCUUCUGUGGGGAAGACGGAGACAGUCAAAGGACAAAGAGAUAAAAUUAGGGCACAUGGACUCACGUUCGUCAGAAGAUAUGGAUUCCUUCUACAUCCCAGGUUUACCUAAGAGGUUUUACUUUGAAGAACUUGAUGUGGCUACAGAUAAUUUUAAGACCCUGAUCGGGUCUGGUGGGUUUGGUGAUGUCUAUAAGGGAAUUCUACCUGAUAAAACUGUUGUAGCUGUAAAGAAGAUAACAAAUGUAGGUGUUCAAGGGAAAAAAGAUUUCUGCACUGAGAUUGCAGUGAUCGGUAAUAUUCACCAUGCCAAUCUGGUCAGAUUGAAAGGCUUUUGUGCUCAAGGGAGACAUCGCCUUUUGGUCUAUGAAUAUAUGAAUCGUGGCUCCCUUGACCGGACACUUUUUGGUAGCGGACCAGCCAUAGAAUGGCAAGAGAGGCUUGAUAUAGCUCUAGGGACGGCGCGUGGGCUCGCAUACUUGCACAGUGGCUGUGAUCAGAAGAUUAUCCAUUGCGAUGUCAAGCCAGAGAACAUUCUCUUGCAGGAUCAUUUUCAGGCAAAGCUUUCAGAUUUUGGCCUUUCAAAGCUUCUCAGUCCAGAACAGUCAAGUCUAUUUACAACUAUGAGGGGCACACGCGGCUAUCUGGGACCAGAAUGGCUAACUAACUCUGCAAUCUCUGAAAAAACUGAUGUCUAUAGUUUUGGAAUGGUACUUCUAGAACUUGUCAGUGGAAGGAAAAAUACAUCAAGACUGCAAAGCCAUAACCUGAAUGACAGUAGUAGUGGUUGUGGUCAGUCAUCAUCGUCCUCUGGGUCAGGACUUGUUUAUUUUCCGUUACUUGCUCUAGAUAUGCAUGAGCAAGGGAGGUACUUGGAGCUUGUUGAUCCAAGACUGGAGGGACGGGUGACAAGUGAAGAGGUGGAGAAAUUUGUGCGUGUUGCAUUGUGUUGUGUUCAAGAGGAGCCAUCGCUUAGGCCAAAUAUGAAUACCAUUGUCGGCAUGCUGGAAGGAGGCAUCCCUCCAGGUCAGCCAAAUUUUGAUUCGUUAAAUUUCUUGCGCUUUAUUGGACGUCAGUUCAUUGAGGCGUCUAUGAUAGAAGAGGGGACUGAGAGAAAUGCUAGGGGGUUGUAUCAAGAGUCCAACUUUUUUCCGACACAGACAACAGUUGGCUCGCGUGCUUGCUUUUCUUAUAUCUCCUCACAGGAGGUUUCAGGCCCAAGAUAGUGUUAAGUAGUUGAGUAGCUAGUGUAUAGGUGAUUGUGGAUAUGAAGUGAAUGAAUUUGAUUUUGGGUUAAAUUUUCACUGUAUUGGAAUCUAAUGUAUAAUUCUUAUAUCUUUCUACAAGGGUGGAGGUACCCUGAAUGGCUGUAAUGUGAAACAGUUUUUAGAGCAAGUAAUAAUAUACAUGAUUGCUUGGAACUAAGAUAUC